AUGUUUGAUUUUACUACACAGAUCAACAUAGGCUACUUCAGAGCACAUACGUACAUCUAUGGAUAUCUUCCUGAAUUCCUAAGAACUUUUCAAGGCGAGUUGCUAAAUCCUUGUCGCUGUGAUGGCUCUGUAAGAUAUACACAUCAACUCUGCCUACUGAAGUGGAUCAGUGAAAGAGGCUCGUGGACUUGUGAACUCUGCUGUUACAGAUACCAUGUUAUAGCAAUUAAAAUGAAAAGGCCUUGCCAGUGGCAGAGCAUUACUGUAACUCUGGUUGAGAAGGUGCAGAUGAUUGCUGUAAUUUUGGGGUCGUUAUUCUUAGUGGCAAGUGUAACUUGGCUUCUGUGGUCAGCCUUCAGUCCCUAUGCUGUAUGGCAAAGAAAAGAUCUCCUUUUUCAAAUCUGCUAUGCAAUGUAUGGUUUUAUGGAUCUAGUGUGCAUAGGACUUAUUGUACAUGAAGGUGCAUCAGUUUGCAGAGUAUUUAAGCGUUGGAGAGCUGUCAAUUUGCACUGGGAUGUACAAAAUUAUGACAAAGCCACAGACAUAGAAGAGAGCACUCGAGGAGAAUCCUCCACAGCGAGGACUUUGUGGCUACCACUAAAUGCAUUGAGAAACAGGAAUUUAGUUCAUUCAACACAGUUAACUUCACCAAGAUUUCAAUGUGGCUAUGUUUUAUUACAACUCUUCACUCGAAUGAGACCUCCGGAGGAUUCAUCAGAUGACAACAGUUCUGGAGAGGUUGUUAUGAGAGUGACUUCAGUAUAA
This is a messenger RNA of Thamnophis sirtalis, 765 nucleotides long. Lineage: Eukaryota; Metazoa; Chordata; Lepidosauria; Squamata; Natricidae. The record is from RefSeq and is a predicted model, not a curated record.